Messenger RNA from Hypanus sabinus (Atlantic stingray), 2953 nucleotides. RefSeq names its product THAP domain-containing protein 1-like. The transcript has 3 exons. The record is from RefSeq and is a predicted model, not a curated record. The coding region runs from base 63 to 671 and encodes 202 amino acids. NCBI's taxonomy places the organism in Eukaryota, Metazoa, Chordata, Chondrichthyes, Myliobatiformes, Dasyatidae.
CCAAUGAGAGCAGUGAACAGGGUCAGGUAGGCGCGGUUGCUGCCUGGACGCUGCUCGGCGCCAUGGUGUUAUCCUGCUCUGCUUACGGCUGCAAGAAUCGGUAUGAUAAAGACCGUGGCGUUUCUUUCCACAGGUUUCCCCUGAAGCGGCCGGAGCUCUGCAAAAAGUGGCUGGAGGCAGUAAGAAGACGGAAUUUUAUACCCACUAAAAACAGCAAUUUGUGUUCAGAACAUUUCACAUUGGACUGUUUCAGAAAGAACUGUAACAAUAAAAUACUGGAAGAAAAUGCUGUGCCAUCCAUAUUCUGUUUUACUCGAUCAAAUCAACAGUCAAAGAAGUUAGAAAUGGCAUUACCGAGUGACCAACAUCAUGCAACAGAGGAAAUUAUAGAGGAGUCGGAACUGAAUCAAGCGCAUAGACUCUUAACUGUUUAUGAUCAUAGCUACAGUGUUGGAGAUGCAUGCUUACAAAAAAAGAAGAUUCAGCAGUUGGAGGAACAAAAUGAGAAAUUGAAGAAGAAACUGAAAUUCUUACAGCAGAAGUCUCGUCGCCAAGAGCAACGAUUACAGAGAAUGAAAAAGCUAUUACAAGAACUUAAUACACGAGAUAUAUUGUCAAAUCAAAAUUGUGUGCUGUUAAAUGAUACUUUGUAUGAAGUAAUUAAAGUUUAGAUGUAAUUUGUUUAUCAGCAUCACAUUUGUUGCAUAGUGUAGAAUCAUAACUUUUACUACCAAAAGUUGAGGUAGGAGUUUAAGUAAAAAUUUCUCAUGGUUGGUUCUGGGGAAAUUGUUUAAAAUGUACAAAUAAGAACAAACUUAAUAAGUUGAAUGCAUUAUGGAGCUGGUGAAUUACAGGUAACAGAACAAGUAGACUAGCAACAGAAGAAUAUACAAAAAUUCUGGUAUAUCCAAAAAGCAACCUGAUGAGAUUGACAGAACCUGUAAGGUUUCCCAAACCAGUAAUUCAUUUACAUGGGUAGUGGGUUACUGUGUACAGUUCUCAUAAUACUGGAGUGGAGCACAAUUUAUAUUGUUAAGAACUGACACUGAGAGAAACUAGUGAAAAAGUGGCAAUUUAUAUGUUGCAAAAUUUGUUGGUGAUUGAAUCAUACUAAAGUUUCUGAACUGAACUCAAAAAUACUCAAAGCCCACAGUGCAGCUAGUUGUUCUGUUAGAAAAAGAAAAUUGAUCACAAAAUAGAUCUAACUACAUUGACAGGGAAUAAAAAGAGCACAGCUACAGAAAGUGACAUCAGAAUAGUGCCAAUGAUCACAUCUUUCUUGCUAUGCUGUUUUGAGAACUGAUCCAAUUGAUUUGUGGCAGGGAAUGUCACAUUUUAACUACACUGUAGCUAGUUUUUUAAAAAAAAACCAUCAGCUGAAAUUAUAAAAUUCUAGUCUUUAGCAUAUCUGAGCUAUGGAAGUGGUCUGUAUACCCUCGUAAUUAUUUAACUCCUGCAUCAGUUUACCAUAUAAUCUCUUAAAGGGGUAAAAAGUAUUUCUUGGGGAAAAUAGUCAUACUUUAAAUUUUCUUCUAACUGCAAAUCUUCUCCUUUUGUGUUACACAUGUUAAAAAUGUCUAAUUCUUGAGUCUUUUCAGUAUAAUGGUCUGUACAAAAUUAUAAAUACCAUUUGAUUAGUAGCCUAACUUGCUAUUACAUCUGUACUUUAUUUCAGCAAACAGAACCAGGAACUGCCUCUGCAUGCCUUAAUUAUUUGCACCCAAUUUUAACAGCUGAACUUAAGUGAACUUCAUUUGAGUUUUACCCUUCACAUUAGGUUUCCACUGUUUUAAGGAAGCAAAAGAGUAGAGUUUGUAUCUUAAAUUUGGAAUGCACUGAUCCUUUUUCCUCCUAGUAUAUUUAUUAUUGUCACAUGUACCUAGUACAGUCUAAAAACAUGCCAUCAACAUAGAUCAUUUUAUCACAUCAGUACAUUGUGGUAGUAUUGAAUUGGUUUAUUAUUGUCAUGAAUACUAAGAAACAGUGAAAAGCUUGUCUUGCAUACUGUUCUUACAAAUCACAUCAUUGAGGCAGAACAAGGUAAAACAAUAACAAUGCAGAAUAAAGGGUAACAGCUACGGAGGAAAUGAACGAUAAGGUGCAAGAUCAUAAUAUCAGAAGGUCAAGAUAAAACUUGUAAUAUUUUAAGCUAAUUUUGUAAAGCUCUAGGAUAUACAUUUAUCUUUGCACAAUAACUGAGUUAUCUGAAUAUUUGGCUUUUUUUUUCAAAUGAUAAGCCUGUAUAGCAUGUGGAUCUAUGGGCAGAGUUGCAGGAUUUUAUUUUGUAUAUAUUAGCCAAUGUUAAAAAGUAUCACGUAAUGGAAAUAAUGUGGCUUUCUCUAAAACCAAAAUGAAUUUUCUAAGUAAUCCGUGUUUGUGGUAUUAAAGAGGGGCUCUUGGGGUCAUUAAUUGUAAAGAUAAUGCUGAGGGUUUUAAUGUAUGUAUUGUAGUUUUGCAUUUUUUAUGUUGUAAGUAACAUUCUCACUUGCAUUGUGUGUCUUCAUUUAAUAUCUGAAUGAACAAAAACAAGACUUCAGAAUCAGCAGUGAAUCAUUGAAUUAUAAGCCCCUGUAAUGUGUGGUUUGCCACCUCUUUGAAAAGAGGGCAAGUAAAUUACUCAGUUAGCUAGUUGUGAACUACAGUUUUACAUGGGAUAAAUAGUAUUAAAUGCUGGACAAAUAGUAGGUUCAAAUGCAUGUAAAUCAUGAUCUUUAAAUAUUAAUUUAUGAUAGGCUCAUAUUAGUUUCCUUCCCUAGUUGGGCCAACAACUUGAAUAAAACUUAGCAGUACUAUUAUUGGAUAGAAUAACAAGGAUGGUAAAUGUAAUUAUACAAAAACAAGUUCUCUAGUUUACUACAGGGAAAAUGAUAGUAUAGUGGCUAUGUUACCAGACUAAUAAUCCAGAAGUGUGUUCAAAUCAUACCACAGGAAUAAAGAAUUUAAAUUCAGAAUC